CCUCAACCGGAGACUAACUGCAACUGCACGUGAACAGACCUGUCUUUGCCUGUAUACGCCGCUCUCUGACUUCUCAGCUCUCAUUCUCUAGAAGAUGGCGGACUGCGCUUCACUGUUAGAUGAGGAGCUCUCUUCCUUUGUCUUCAAUUACCUGACAGAAAACUCCGGGAGCCAGUAUGGGGAGGAGGAGGUCUGCUCGGACUGCCUGGACUCUGACUUCCCUGACAUUGACCUCUCUCAGCUGGACGCCAGCGACUUUGACUCAGUCAACUGCCUCAGCGAGCUCCACUGGUGCAACGACCAAUCAGACAUCUCCGCUGCCUCCAUCCAGUACAGCACAGGAGACCCCGAGUUCUUUGAGAUAGAAGAUGAGAAUGCGGCACUGCUGGCUGCUCUCACAGACAGCCUGGACGGCAUGGUGGAGGACGAGGUGGGGGGGCUGUCUGUGUUUCCCUCGCUGGGGGAGGGGUCUGAGGAGGACCUCCCCUUCCCUUCAGGCUCCCUGAGUGACGGCUCCCUGAGCUCAGAGACUGAAGACCCGUCUCUACUGAAAAAGCUCCUGCUGUCCCCCCCUAACGUGCCCAUGGGCCUGGAGUCACACAAAGAGGGCAGCAGCAACAGCGGGCAUCGCCAUUGCAGCAGGAGCCUGCAUCUGAAACCUGUCAGGCCUUUGGUUAAGCGUGAAAGCACACAGGAGCGUAAGCCCCGAGCGGUGCGACCAGCAGGACGUCUGUGCACAGAGCUCCACCGGCACCUGACCAGCGCACAGGAGGCGGAGGACACUCCUUCAGCCGACACAGAGGAUGAGGAGGACGAGGAGGAAGAUGAUGACGAGGAGGACAGUGAGUCCGAGGAGGAAGAAGAGGAGGAGGAGGAGGAGGAGUCCUCGAGCAGUGAGAGUGAACGCUCCACUCCCCUUGAGCCCACCAAGCCCCAGUUCUCCUCUGAGAAAGAACUCAAAUCUGUGGUGGAGCUCAUCAAGUAUAUGCACACAUACUGCCUGCCAGCGCGCAAGCAGGCCGUCUGGGAGCGCAAGGAGCGCGAGUGCCUAGGCCAGGUACGAAGGGUCAGGCCCGAGUGCACCCCGUUCCUGAUCCCCCCGAACUGUCACAAGGCUGCCCCCCAGGCCCAAAGCAGCACCCCUCGGCCGCGCCUCGCAUUCACCCGCAGACGGGAGGUCAAAGCCAACUCUCUCCUGCGCGAACUGCUCAAAGCGGUCAACUCCUUUGACGUGAGCAAGCCUUACAGACUCCACAGCCCCCCCUACACCCAUAACAGAGGAGCUAUCACCAAGCCAGUGCAUGACAGAAAGACUGAGACCCCCAGCCUGGCUGCCAGCUCAACCAAACCAGAGCUUAUGAAAGAGCACGGCCUAGAGGCCCCUCUGAGCCCUGACCUGGAGGACGCCUCCUUCUCUGUCCGCCGCUCCCGCAGGCUCGCCUCUUUCCCCAGCCGCUUCGCCAAGAAGGUGCGUGCAGGCCAGGUGAGGGUGGAGCCUGCGUCCGGGGCGCGGCGCCCUGGCGAGGAGGACAAGGCGGUCAAACACCCCCUGGGAGACGACCCGGAGAAGGACUCCGCCGCCAAUAACAACAGCACUUUCCAAACCACGGCAAACGCAGCCGAAUCCGAUAACCUCUGCUGUCAGAACGAGAAACGCGCCUGCCUCUGUCUGCCGCUGAAAUCUACUGGAGACACACAGUAUGCCAACAAGCCCUUUGAGCAGACUCUCAGCGUGGAUCUGUGUGGCACAGCAGGCCUCACCCCUCCCACCACCCCCCCUCACAAGCAAGUGGAGGACGAGCUGUUCAAGCCAGAGGGGAAAGGAGAAUCCCCCCCGAAGGGCUCGUGGCUGACCCGGGCCCACUCCCGCAAGCUCCCCGAGCAGACUGAACUCUACGCCCAGCUCCGCAAGAUGGGCCAGGCCAUCGAUGCAGAACCCAAAGUCCACAGGACGUUCGGAGACCACGACUACUGCCUGCUGAGUCUGGGGGAGAGCCGGAAGAGAACCACCGCCAUGCUGUCCCACUCACUGUUCGGACGCCCCUCUCCGGAGGGGCCAGAGCCUAAGGGGGACAGGGCUGACCCCAGGGUCCAGGGGGACAAGAGGCUGGAACAGCAGCAUGAAGACAGGCUCUUUUCCAAGGUGCCAGAGUACCUGAGUAACGGUAACAGGGCUGACAGCAAGGUGGACGCUUUAUCCCCCCAUAACUCAGAUGAAGAGGGGGAACGCUCCUCCCGUUCACCCUCCCCCAUCCUCCACUCCGGCUGCUGCCAGCCCCACUCGCCUAGCAGCAAGCCCGACUUCAGCUGUGAGAACUCUGAGACGUGCCACGGAGACAAGCAGAGAAACAAAAUCUCCAAGUCUGUGUUUCAAAUUGACGAGGACAACUGCCAAGUGUUCUACAUACACAACCUGCCGAGCAGCGUCACACAAACGAUGCUGCGCAAACGCUUCGAGGCCUUUGGAGACCCGGAGGACUGCAAAGUCAUCACCAAACAUGAGGAACGCUGUGGAGUCAUCAAGUUCCGUCCGGCACCCAGCGGGCAGCAGAUCCAGCGGCACAGACGAGAGCCGCUCUUCCAGAACGGAGGGGGUGGUAUGCACAGGCUCAGCAGGAAGAGAUACAUAGAUCUGGACGAAGCAGGACCAGGGCCGGUGAAGAGCAAGUAUGACGCCCUGGACUUUGACACCCUGCUAAAGGAGGCCCAGAAGAGCCUGCAUCGCUGACGGUGACUCGGCUGGCCUCGCCUUAGAACCCUCGUACCACCCCAGACUUGCCUCAGUACCUCAACCAAGGCACCUCGUCAUGUUUACAUUUUUAACGUUGGAAUAAGAAACUGACCUUCUCUCUUUCAACUGAGGAUACUCCCGAGGAAGCUAGCAGGGGUUGGAGGGAUGGAGAAAAAAAGCAACGAAACAACAUAACAUUUAUCUGAACACAAAAAGCUGCUUCCUGUCUGUGUUCCUGACUUUGUUGUGACUCAUCGUGGUCCCGUUGAGAGCCAAUGGGCGUGUGGGCGGGCGAGACCUCUGUAGCAAACCUUGCUCCCUCCGUUGGUCGUUGUGGUGUGUGUGUCUGCGUGCGUGUCGUUUUUUUGUACCCCCUUGGUCACUACUGGUGGAACUGCAAGCUGUAUUCGCCAUUACGUUGUACGGUAUAUAGCAAAACCUGCUUAAUAUUAGCAAAAUUGUGGAUGUUAAAACUGUGUGUUAUGACAUAAAAUACAAAAACAAAAAAAUAUUUGGAACAGCUUAGAGUUUACAAAUCGAAAAUGAAAAGAAAAAAAUCUUGUUUUUUGUAAUUUUAGUGCUUCCUUAAUUUCAUCUAUGCACUCUAACGAGGUAAUCAUGUUUCUUCUCUCAACUUCUUCCCGCUACUCUGCCACGCAACUCUGCUAUGCUGUUGGCUGCUUUACUCUAUAGGUUCUGAGCUAGCCACUCUCACAACCUGGUUACACUAAUCUAGGAUGGCAGUCACUUCCUAUCCUACCAAUGCCACAUAAAUGGGCCUAUGACAACUAACGCUAUUAUGUCAUGAAGUAAAUUUCAAGGCAUACUUACCCUAUGAAAACUCACUCUCCAGAGCAAGAUCACAUAAUCCAUCCCAGCCAAUACUCUGCACUAUUUGUACUAUCUGAACAUGUCUGUAAGUGCAACCCAGCCAAGGACAGAGCAGAAUCAGACAUUUACUCCAGGUUCUAGAUUAUACCGUAUACUAUAGUAAUGGAAUGUACACCUCACUGAUCUGAAUGUAGAGCCCUUACCUGAAUCCAAGUCUCUGUAGUUGUGCUCCUUUAAUAGAGCUCCAUUGUAGCCUGUCUUUUUGUGAUGCAGCCAGCAGCAUAGCUGAGGGAGAGAGCAUCCAAGGCUCACCGUACAGGGGUACCACUUCUGUAUAUGGUGAUGGUAGAGGUCAUAUUACGAUUAACACCUGAGAGAGGGGUGGUGGUAAAUCAAAAGAGUCUGUUGAACUCUGUUGAAAUUUCCCAGAGGUAUGGAUGGUACCACAUCAGACAAGCGUCUCCACCUCAUUUAGAUCCUUCCCUCUUCUUCUCGGGUGCUCUCUUCCUCUUUUUACUCUCGCUCUUCCUCCGCUGAUACACUCAUUUACUUCUCCCAAGCUAUCCUUUCUGAUUGGUGGAGGAGUUCAGCUUGCUUUUCCUGCUAAAACUCCCACAACUCGCCUCGUGGCUAAAAACUCAAAAUAGUUUGCGUGUCAGUUUUUGGACUGUGUAUCCAAUGUGUACCUGAGUGUGUCGUCUGUCUGUGUCUCGUGUUCGGGUUGGCGCUGCCAUCGCUGGGGAUCCCAGGGGGACCCAUGGCCCUCUGGUGUGCUGGGAGACUGAAGACCUAUUUUGUUCUCUCCCCCUCUCUUUAUUUUUUCUUCGAAGACCAGGUCCCCCUGUCCCCCAGCCCCUCAAUACUGUGCAGCCUAGCUCUUCUGUGUGUGGGCAUGGGGCCUCGUGCUGCCCCAGCCUUGGCAAACCUCCUUCAUUUUUUCUAACAGAUUAUCCCUGUCUCUCUCUCUCUCUCUUCCCCAUUUAUCUAAUCUUCUCCUCUGUAACACACAUGAAAUUGAAUGUUUACAUCACUGAUUUCUCCUUCGACUUUAUUAGUUUGCACACUAAGUACAAAGACGCCUUAUUCAGUGUUUGAGUAUCCUAUCAGGAUGUGCCUUCUUGGCUUACCCUAGUAGGUUUACUGAAGUAAAAAAAAGUACAAUAUUUAGUGCUAUACAUACUGAUAAAAAAAAAAAAGGUUGCUAAUCAAAAGAAGAAAAGCUGAAUGAGUAUUUGUGCUUAGUAUGUAUACUACUAAAAAGUGAGAGAAUGUGCUGGUUUACAUGAUAAAAAAUAUAAAUAUGAUAUUAUAUAAUGUGUAUAUAGCACUAUGCGUAGUGUAAACAUGAAAUGUAUCGUUGUGUCUAUACAGCGAUUUGUAGAUGUGCGUUAUAAAGGUGGUGGGACACCAUCGCUAAUCAGACUGGUAAGGAUAAACUGUUUAAAGAUGCAAGGUUGAACAAUACAGGGAGUAACUGAACUGAAGGGAAUUUCUUUUAAAAUGACUUGACACAAGUCACACUGUUGUAUAAAGUAUCCCUUUAGAUAUGCUAUAGAAAGUUUCAUUUCUUUUUUAAUGAUUUAAAUAUUUUUGAUGAUUUUUCUUUUUUUAACGCAAUUGAGAUGCAAUACAUAUAUCUAUGAGACAGCCUUUCUCAAAAAUUGGAAGUGGUUAUUUCAGUGGUUGGUUAUUAAAAUAAAUCCUUGAAAACUGAUCCUGUACUGUACGUUGUAGAACUGCUAAAAAAAAAUAAAAAUAAAAAAUAAAAAAAAGAUAUAAAAUGACAAAUAAUAAUGUGGUCAGUCAUGCCAUACAUCUAAAAAAUAAUGUAGAACAAUAAUACCGUUGCACAUAAUAGCCCCAAAUAGUGAAAUAUCUGUUCACAACUUUUCAUGAAAGGAACUAGACCUAUUAAUGACACAUGUUGUUGGUACACAGGUUGUUAAACUUGUUGAAAUUCAGUGGACACUUGUAUAAUGAUUGGCAACUUGUGAACAUGUAUGACUCUAAUUUUGGAGAGAGGGAAAGAAAAUGGUCACUAUGCUUUCAGCCCCUGUUGAAUUUUCAGACUACUUGAUGCCAGUGGCGUGCUUACAUCAGUAGAGUUGAAUGACAACAAACGAUUCUCAUGAGGAGAGCCUUAAAACAAUAGGGGAAAACGAAUGCUAUCACUAUAGCUUUUAAUAUUACUGUUUUAUCUCCUUUCAAAUCCUAUGUGUUUUAUUAUUAUUAAAACUUUUUUCAAUACAGCCAUAUUAUAAAAGGUAUAUAAAUAUAUAUACAUAUGAAUAUAUAUUUGUGUGUUUGUGUAGAUAUUAAGAUCAUUAUAUACUUUCUUAUAGAAAACUUUGAUGUUAACCAUUUUCCUCAGUGUUUCAGAGCACUUCGGCACAUUUCAACAACUACUGUCAAUCUAGGAUUUGUUAGGUUGAGAGAUUAUCCGAAUUGAACUCCUUCCGAAGGCAACCCUCGUCAGAACAGAAUGCAAUACUGUCUUCCCACUCUUCAUUUCAGAAAAUGGCAAAAAAUAAACUUGAGGCAAGUUGACCAAAACUAUAUUUGAUGUUGGCUUUAAAUCGAAUUCGGAGAGCCUUGUCAGAUUGAUUUUCUAAAUGUCAUUAUCCAACUACAUAGUCCACACAAAUACAUAUUUAAAUUUUCCGAUUUCAUUUCAUUGGAAAAUGUCUCUUUAAACUCACCACCAUGUUAAUAAACUCGCCCUAUAGAAAGAAAGCGCUUGCAAUACUGGUCCUCUGUGGGCCCCUGAAUCACCACUGUUCACUGUACUCUGGAUGUAAAUGGAUAUUUCUGCACUACUACCCUGAGUCAUGUGUAUCAAAGGUUAUUUUGUAUCCCAGACAGUCAACACACAGAAAACAUCUGAUAACAUAAUGGUAAUGUGAUGUCAUUGGCCACUUUGGGGGCUGCAAACUGUCACAACCUAGCUAGCUGUGAGCGGGUCUUUGGUGGAAGAACAAUUGACAUAAAAGGGCAUACAUUGUUUGUUUUUCUUGUUUUUAUUUAUUGCUAUUGAUUUUUUUUUUGUCUAUUUACAUCUAAUGACUAUCAAAAUUCACAAAAUGAUUUCCUUUUUUAAUGUAGUUUUGGUAAACAGUAAAUACUGCUAGUGAGAUUUUAUAUUUUUACAUAUGUUGGUUUUAUUUUGCAUUUAUUCUUUUUUAUUUAUAAGCCACUUAGUUUGGAUGUCUUUUAAUGGUGUAUUUUUCUGUUUUGUGUGAUUUCAUAUGUCUUCAGAAUGUGGAGACAAUGCAUUUCAGGACAUUUGAAUUGUUAAAAUCUAGUUUCAUAGAUACAUUUAUCUAUAGCGGAAAUUAUCUGAUGUUAUAAAUUAUAUUUUAAUUCAUGUAAAUAGUUUCAAAAUGAAGACUGUGGCUUCAUUUUAAACUGAAUACAUUUCUCUUCAGAGAUUGUUUACAUUAUUAAACUGUAGAAAUGUUCCUCAUAUACUGUAAAAAGUACAUAUUUUAUUGAUUUGCCUCCAAAAAAUAAAAUCCUAAUGAACAACA
Coregonus clupeaformis (lake whitefish) is the source of this 7089-nucleotide messenger RNA. Its product is annotated as peroxisome proliferator-activated receptor gamma coactivator 1-beta. Gene Ontology annotation, biological process: positive regulation of transcription by RNA polymerase II. The coding region runs from base 95 to 2728 and encodes 877 amino acids. The record is from RefSeq and is a predicted model, not a curated record. Gene Ontology annotation, molecular function: transcription factor binding; RNA binding. Gene Ontology annotation, cellular component: nucleus. Lineage: Eukaryota; Metazoa; Chordata; Actinopteri; Salmoniformes; Salmonidae. The transcript has 12 exons.